CGUCACACAGCCACCCUGAAGCCUACUGUUAAUACAAGUAGCGCAACAGCGGGGGUGAACUGGCAACAGCGACCUAACUUCUAACCCUUGGUGUACCGAUUGAAAAAAACAACACAGGAAUCCAGCAUCCAGUGGAUACAGAAAACAGUACCGUAAAAUGUUUUAAGGAUUUGGGUAUUCAUGAAGUGCUGAAGACUCUCUAAUAUCUAAAAAAAAAUUGCUCGAGUUGUUUUUUUUUAUUUCAUUUUCCAAAUUUUGGAUUCAGCUGCUGCAUGGAUACUGCAAGUACAGAUCCCUUUGUUACUCGGCGUAGGUUGGUCUGAGCGUUGAGGAUGUGUGCCUGUUGGUGAUUCAUCCUGACUUGCACAGGGAAAAAAAAGAAGAUUGAUAAUGACAUUUCUGAAGAAAAUGUCUUUAAAAAAUGUAUGACUGAAAAAGAAAAAAAAAACAUCCGUUGCCUUCCGUGGGGCUACAUAUAUCAUUGCAGAAAGCCAGCAGCGCAGUCGCCAUGGAUCCCAGUGAAAACACUGAGAUGAUGGAGUACCAGGAGGCCUCCACAGAAGGAAACAAGAUGAGCAGGAAUGAUGCUGAAGAAGACAAGUCUCUGUACUACGCCUGCAACAUCUGUGGCAAGAGUUUCCCUUUCCAGAGCUCGCUGUCGCAGCAUAUGAGGAAGCACACAGGCGACAAGCCUUACAAGUGCCCUUACUGCGACCACAGGGCGUCGCAGAAAGGAAACCUCAAAAUCCACAUCCGCACGCACAAAAUGGGCACCCUGAGCCACGGCCACGAUGAGGAGGAGGUUGGAGAGGGUCAGCUGGCUGAGGCCGGCGUCUCCGAAGGCCUGGACGGCUGCACGAGUCCCACCAAGAGCACCUCGGCCUGCAACCGCAUCAUGAACGGCGCUGCCAAGGAUGAGGAUGGCAAGAUCCUGCUGAGGAGCGUGAAGAAGGAGAAGCUGGCGGGCAGCGCCGGCGAAGGGGGAAAGGGCUCCUCCUUCCAGUGCUCCUUCUGCAAGAGGAGGCUCAGCAACAAGGAAGAGCUGGAGCAGCACGUCCAGGUCUUUCACAAGCCCUAUCGGUGCCGACUGUGCAGCUUCAAGGCUCUGAGGGAGGACCAGCUUCUGAGCCACAUUGAGAAGGUCCACAUCACUGUGGAGGCACCUGUCAGGGAGGCCGUCGAGAGCGAAGCCGUGAAAGGGGAGCAAGGUGCCGGUGAAGGGGACUUCCCCUGUGAGGUGUGCAGCCAGGUCUUCAGCCAGGCAUGGUUUCUGAAAGCCCACAUGAAGAAGCACGUCGGCACCUUUGACCACGGCUGCCACAUCUGCGGCCGCCGGUUCAAGGAGUCCUGGUUCCUCAAGAACCACAUGAAGUCCCACGGCCCAAAGACGAGCAGCAAAAGCAAACUGAAGAGCGACCUGGAGCCUGUUACUACCAUUAAUGAUGUAGUUCAAGAUGAGAUGGCAAUGGUGAGUGGGCUGUUUCUCUACGAGCUGUGCCCGAAGUGUGGAAACAUAUUUCAUGACCGGGAGAGCCUGAGAAAGCAUGAAAAGGUCCACAGCCACAACAGUGAGACCAUCCAGCCGGGUAAGAAAAAACCCAGUAGUGAAUCAGAAUCCACCACACAAAAAUGUUUUUUCAUGGAGUGCCUGAAUCUCCAACCUUCUGGAGUGAUGGAAGAAAGCUCAGACAGGAAAUCUGGCAAAAGGAUUCCAGAGCUCGAUCCAGUGUGUAGCUACCAAGCUUGGCAGCUGGCCACCAAGGGCAAAGUGGCUGAAGUCUCGGAGAAUGGCAAGUACUUCGGAUGGGAUGAAGUGCUGGCUGAUGCAGAUGUGGCGUACGACCGGGAGAAGGGAGAGUACAUUCUUGUGGGGCGGGAGAAAAGGAAGAGGGAGCCGGACUCCCACAGCUCAGGAAGCGGGAAAAGACGAUGCAGCACCAACAAUCACAGCAGCAGCAGCAGCAGCUGCAGCAGCAGCAGUGGCAGCAGCCACACUCACCAACGAGGAGAGAAGUGUAGCUACGCCUCUCCGGGAGACCUCAGCCCGGAGAGCCUCAGUGACUCUGACUACCGGCCCUCGUCCCGCCAGAGCCGAAGGUCCUCGCAGAACAAGAACACGGAGUGUUUCGAGUGCGGUAAGGUGUUCCGCACCUACCACCAGAUGGUGCUGCACUCUCGGGUUCACCGCAAGGAGACCCGGAGCAGCAGUGAGAGUGGGAGGGCCUCACGGGGGGAGCGGUGUGGAUCUACCAGCGAUGGGGAGUCAGGCUCAGUGAGCCGGCCCAGCUCCCCUGGCUCAGCUUCGAUCACCGAGGGCUCACCAGCGUCUGUUGCAGGCGAAGACGGUGCAGAGGACCCCUCAGAAGAGGGGGCACAGCCACUGUCUCCAGAUGAAAAGCCAUACACUUGCAGCCACUGUGAUUUUACUACUACGGAAUCCUCCUUAUUUAUGUCACACAUGAAAGAUCAGCAUGUGGCCAGCCGGCCCUUCGUGAAUGAGCUCGCCAUUUCAGAAGUGGAACCCAGUCAUGGCUCUUCGCCACAGAGCAAGCUGCGUGACCAGGGAGAGAAUGGAAGGUGUUCCAAAAUGAGUUCCAAGAUUGCCCAGCAGCCCUGUGACCCAUCGGACUUCUACAAAUGCCUCAAGGAGGCAGUGACUGAUCCCAGGCCAGGUCAGGCUGAGUUCAGGAGAAGUGCUGGUCAGAGGUCAUCAGAGAAGCCACCUGUCGAAGGAGGCAAGUCAUCAGGGCAUGAGAAAGAGAGUGGACUACAAGACGAGAAUGACACCACCCCUUUAAAUCUCUCUACAUGCUCCAAACCUCAGAGCAGCAGCGACAGCGUCACAGAGGACCUAUCUACCUCACCUGCGGAGAAUGCUUUGGUUAGGCACCAGUGUUUGUACUGUCCUCACACUACCUGUUACCCAGAGGUCCUGUGGAUGCACCAAAGAAUUUCACACAAGAUUAGCAGCAAUGAAAUGGCUCCAAAGUGGGUCCAGAAAAAUGGCUUCAAAGGCCCCAAGGAGAGUUUAGCUUUCUUGAGCCAGCGGAGACGCACGGGGCCUCCUCCAGUGUUAGAUGGGAAAGAAUGCCAGCCUCUUCCAGGUCCCAGAAUCACCCGCACACGGCCUCCGCAGCAAAGUGGCUCCCAAACACCAAAGGACAGGGCCUGCUCCAGCCAGCCCAGCACAUCCCAAGGCCGAGAUUCCUGUACCGCAGAUAAAGCAGGCCCCAACGUCUCAGGCCUACAUCAUAUCAAAAAACACAAACCCGGCAACCCCCAGGGCAACUGCAGCAAGCAUGGCGAGGCAGGGCACGUCCGGCCCAAGGUGGACAUUUAUCCCAAAGUCGCGCCUGCCGGAGCCUUUGAAAAGAAUGUCGGGGCGCCUCAGCGGCCUCCGGGAAACCAGAAGUCUGGAGGCAGGCAUAUGGAGAAAUACCUGCUCCCACCAGAAGGACUGGGUUUCAUGCUCUCUACCAAGCAUGGCCUGUCUGAGCACACGAAGGCCAAAGCCUUCUCCACACAGCCCCCGUCGUAUCACUCCCCUUUAAAAGGUCAGCAGAAGAACAGGCAAGACAUCACCCCAGUUACAUCUACACAGCGAGACCCGAGGGGGGAUGCCCGUGCCAUAGAAGGCUACAGUACGAGUGGACGAAUGCUGGGCGGCUCGCAGACACACAGUGGUGCUGCACCAGGAUCUCCCUCCCUGCAAAUCCUGAUGAAGCAGGAGCAGCUGUCAGAAGGACCAGAGACAUCUGUGGACAUCCUGAGUUUCCUGAAGAACUGCAACACUCACGACCUAGCCACCCUCUACCAUCGCUGGGGCUCCAACAAUCCCAUGCUGGACCAGACAGGGAUGCUGAGGUCACCGGUCCGACAAGGAGAUUAUGUCUGCAAAGAAUGUGGAAAAAACUUCAACCAGCCCAGCCACCUCCGGACACACAUGAGGUCCCACACAGUGGUAUUUGAGUCUAAUGGACUCCGAGGUACUGAAGUUCACACCACCUCUGCAGACGCCUCAAAACAAGGGAGAGACCGUUCCAGUGCAGAUACUGUCCGUACAGUGCCUCUCAGAAAGGAAACUUAAAGACUCACGUGCAGUGUGUGCAUCGCGUGCCCUUUGACAAUGCGCAGUACGCCGAUACGAGAAGCAGACAGUCGCGCGUUGACAACUUUGGCCAGCCUCUGGAAGAGCAGGUGGAGAAACUGCUUAAGGAACACAGAGUGUCCGAAACCACUGUCCAUGACUGAAAAAGAAACAAAAAACGAACUGCAACACAUCUUUGAGUUUCAGCAAUUGUAUUAGAGAUGGAUACUUUAAGAACCUUCGGAAUUGCAGCAUAGAAGAUUUCUUGAAAUAUCUUUUCAGAAUGUGAGCGCCGUUUGAUAUAUGUGCAUCUACAGUAUAUAAAAAAGACAAACUCAAGAAAAAAUGACACUGUGAAAUAGUGCACUGGUUGUAUGAUUUCAGCCAUUUUAGACUAUAUUUGAGAUUUUCUAAUUGCAAAGCUCUUGCGUUCCCGAAUCUUGUCUUAUUUACAGAUUAACAUGGUGCGUACUUCAGAAUAUGUCAUGAAAACAAAAUAAAAGGCUACCAUAUACUGAGAGCCUUGGGGUGCACAGGUUUGCAGGGACAGCUGUGAAGGUUUUGCCCUGACCCUCUGUGUUGUCUGGAUUUAACCAAAUCUUAAAAGCCAUUGGACUGAAAAAUGCAGGAUGCACUCCAUGCUACCUUUGAGUUGGUUUGCUCUUAUUGUUUUUCCUUGAGGACCUUGCUGUACUCUGGAGAAUUGGUUACACUUGAAAGCUGCUUCAGAUCUAACAGUUUGAAGUCCAGAAUCCAAGCAAAGUCUUGAAGCAUUUGAGAUUGUCUGUAGAACACUAAAAGGCAAGGCUUUUCUGUUUUUUUUUUCCUCAGGUCCUGUGCAGUACAGGGAUAUAUUCCACAGCCUGUGUUCACAAAGAACUCUUGGUGGUACUACUGCAAUGCAUGAUUUAGAAGUGAGAGAGUUUGAUCUCAGUUUUGGUUCACAGUAAGAACUGAUUGGUGUUGCAGUAACAGAAGGUGCAAUGAACAGAUUCCAGCAGCACAGUACUUGAUACAUGAGAAAAAAAGGCUUUAGUUUGGCAGUCUUUUGACCACUCUCAAAAUGAAAUCAUGUGUGUGCUUUGUGACCACAGUUCUGCUGGCCCUAAGUGAUGUUUUAUUUCCCUUCUGAGUCCACUGGAUUCUUCUCCAAGAAACAUCAUAUACCUCCAUUGCAAUAAUAGCUUUUAUUUUGACUUGCAAGUCUGUGGCACAUUAGGACAAAAAGCCAUGUGGUAAAUGCAACUAAAAGCUUUCUUUAUUUUAUUUUAUAAUGUGAUCCUGUACCUGUUGCUGUCUACAACUAAUAUCUGGUUUGGACCUUCGCACACACAGCCCUAAGUUAUUGCAUUAUAAAAAUUUACUGCUGCCUUGGAAAGAGAGAGACUGUACUGGCGAAUUUUUGUAAAAACAUUGCUAGAUUUUUUUAACUUGAUAACAUUUUAUAAGAACCAUAAAACAAAAAUAGGAA
Lepisosteus oculatus (spotted gar) is the source of this 5558-nucleotide messenger RNA. RefSeq names its product zinc finger protein 516 (gene znf516). The record is from RefSeq and is a predicted model, not a curated record. Gene Ontology annotation, cellular component: nucleus. Gene Ontology annotation, molecular function: RNA polymerase II cis-regulatory region sequence-specific DNA binding; DNA-binding transcription factor activity, RNA polymerase II-specific. Gene Ontology annotation, biological process: regulation of DNA-templated transcription. Lineage: Eukaryota; Metazoa; Chordata; Actinopteri; Semionotiformes; Lepisosteidae.